CUCAGAAUAGUACCAGAUGUGGCCAUGUUUAGUUUUCGAUCUCCGAAGUUUUCGCUCAUCGUCAUAUAAACCGCUACAUUUUUAUACUGACUGCUGAGAGAGUAAAUAAUACGCAUCUGUCCGACCGAUACUCGUACUCUUCGUCUUUGCCUGCGGCUCGUUUUCACUCACGCUGCAUCCACAUGCUGUUUUAAAACGCCCUUGCCGAGAGAGAGAUAUAUCCGAACGACGCAGAGACGCGAAAGAGAUAGAUAGAAAGACAAAGGGGCGGACAUUUGCUGUCCGCCGUUGUCGCGCCGAACGUUGCUCCGCCGAUCCCGUCUCUCCGUGACGGGACGUCGGAGCCACGCGGAAUCCGUGACACCUUCGGAUUAUCCAGCCCCGGAGAUUCGCGGGAAUCCCGUUUUUCUCCGUUCUCUCUUUCUCUCUCUCUCUCUCUCUGGGCAAGAGUUGCGCGCAUUUGUCAAAAAAGUCCGCUCCGUCGCUCCCUAUCUCUGUCGCUCUCGAACGGCAUCUCGAAUAUUCGUCGUCAUUCGAAGAGGGAAAGAGAAAGAGAGAGAAAGGAAAAAAAGGCGUUAACGUUAACCGUCCCGAGACAAAGAGUCGUCGUGCCUUCGUAUGGUUAAUUUCGCAAAAGUGAAUAGCAUCGUUAUUUUCGACAGGGGGUCGCGCAUCGGGAGAAAGGGACACGGGGGUGAAAAGGACUCUCCAUCCGGGAGAAAGAGUCGCUUUCCUCUUCCUUCUCUCUCGUCCCCACCUAUUUUUUUCCAUUUGCCGUCUGGUUUUUUUCCGGCGGGACCUCGACGACGAGUACGCAAGCGCGGGCGCGCGUUCCCAUUUUCAGCGCGUCGCACUUCCGUUUCGGACAACGCGUCGCGCGCGCACACGCAACGACGUCACACACAAACACAAACGGACGACGGCGGGGGGCAGGCAGGCAGACGAGGCAGGCAAACCAGAGACAGACAGGCAAGCCAGGCAGGACAGGGUGGGUAGGUAAAAAAGAUAAUCGCAGAACAGACAGAGAGAGAGAGAGAGAGAGCCGCCCACGACGAAGCGUUCGUCGCUGCUCGGUCAGCCGUAUGCCACGUCAGCCAGAAUGACGUCGUUCUCGCGACGGAAAGGAGGAAAGGAGGCUCACUCGCGCGAUCUGACCGUAUUCUAAUUUUCCACGCGUGGCUCAUUGGGCGAGAAAUAGAGGGGGUCGAGAGAUCUUGCUAGUGAAAAAAAUAACAAAAAGGGAAAAUCGGUAUCGGCCCUUGGCAAGGGAAAGAAAAGGGCGGUGGCGAGAAAGUCGAGAGGGUAGAAAGCCAGCCGGGAAAAGUGCACCCGCGCGUUUAUACGUUUCAGUCCGUAGGAGAGAAAGAGACUUGUCUGCCUCCGAACGCCAGUCGAGCCGCCUGUCGAUAGCCCGAGCUUCGUGACAGACAAAAAAAUACACGAAAAGAACAUGUAACAAAGCGACCCCCCCUCGUAGAGAACAGAGGCCGGAACGCUUUGUUCCACGUGUGGACCGCGCUGUUCAUUAGGCCCUCCUAAUAAAUGCUAGCGUUCGGACAACGCGAUUGUUCCGCCAGAGCAAAGACCUGUCGAGUGUGGUCGGGCGAAUCGAUCGUAUGAUCGCCGCCGUCUCGGUCGAUCCCGGGCGGCCGCAGUGCUGAUCUAGGAAAAUCUCGGCACUUCACUCCGGGGUACCGCCGAGAGUUGCGCGCAAUACGCACACACACAGAUCGGGGUGACCCGAUCUGCGGAACCGAAAGCGAAAAUGGCAGUAGAGAGUGUUUCCGCGGCAGAGACUCUGACUCAAAGCAAUAAUGAUAACGAUUUGGAAGAUGGAGAAAUUCCAUCAGAUGAGGAUGACGAGCCAGUCAUUCGUGCAACAAAGAUUGACGCACCGGAGAUUGCCAAGCCAAUUCCAAAGCCAGAUCCUCCAAAAAAUAAGAAUUUUGAUGCAAAAUUCAACAAGAACAAAAAGCAGGCUGCACAGGCAGCUGGUAAACAUGACCGAUUUUUGAAGUAUAAAGGUCCCACUGAAGAUUGGGCUGGAGAUGUUGAAAAAGCCAUUAAAGCUGCGAUGGAAGAGGAUGGAAGUAAAAGUCAAGAAUCCAAAACAAAGAACAAAAACAACAGGAACAAAGCUAGGAAGAGAAUGCGCGACGAAAGAGAGGAGGAUCGUGUCAAAGAUCAAAAGAAACGGAAAGUGAGUGAUGAUGAGAAUCCGAAUGAGGAUGAAGACGAAAUGUUAUUCGUACGAGGAGCUUCACCCAUUAGAAAGGAUUCUCAAGAGAAUAAUUCUCCCAGGCGUACGACGAAUGAGCAUGAGAAUUUUGAAAACAAUUCAGAUUUUGAAGAAAGGCCCAAUGUAAAUCGACAUAGAGAAAAUGACAGCAAACGCGGUGCUGGACGUGGAGGAGGAGGAGGAGGAGGAGGUGGUGGCGGAGGAGGAGGAGGUGGUGGUGGUGGUGGCGGUGGCGGUGGCGGAGGGCGCCGUGGUGGCAAGAACGAGCGUGGUAAGAAUAAGACUCGGGGCCAAAUUCGAAAUGAUCGAAAUAAUCGCCGUACACAGAACAAUGAUCACAUUCAAGAGACAGACGCAAUCUGUGUAUAUUAUAUGCAAGGAAAAUGUCACAGAGGGGAUGACUGUCCAUUUUCGCAUAACGCUUUGCCACCUAGAAAAAUGGAAUUAUGCAAGUUCUAUCUUAUGGACUGUUGUGCAAAACGAGACAAAUGUCUUUAUAUGCAUCACGAUUUUCCUUGCAAAUUUUUCCAUACAGGUUUGAAAUGCAAUCAGGGUGACAAUUGUAAAUUUUCUCAUCAGCCUUUAAACGACCAGGUAAAGAGUAUUCUUUUGAAACAUCUAGAAACUGCUCCAAAGGAAAUUCUUGGUGAUUUUCCUAGGUUGAGCAGAGAAGGUGCUAUGAUAAUGAUAAAUAAUACUGCACAGUCUUUAGCUCGAGGCCAAGAUACAACGAAUCAAAAGAUUCCUAGUCUCUUUGAAUUGAAUUUAUCAGCGCCUGUAGAAAAGAUUGAUGAAAAAGAAGAGAAAGAAGAACAAAUAAAUCUACAAAAGACCAAUAUGAGGGAAAGAAAACUUUCUGGAAAGAAAACACGAUGGGGAUCAGAUGAGGACAGAGUUCCCUAUGAACAGAUUAUGCUACUGCAGUCGGCAAACGAACUUGGUCUUCAACUUCCAAAUGCUGCGUUAGGUUUAGCCACGCAGCAACAAGCACAAAAACAGACGCAAAAUACUACAUUGUCUCUAGAUUUCUAUAGCGAAAAAACUGCAGAUUUGAAUAAAACUGUUGAAAAAAUGAAAGAAGAUUAUACGAAGAAUGUGGAAGAAGAAAAUAUUUCAGAUGAGUUGAAAAAGAGAAAAGAUGUUGACUUAAGGCAGUUGCUGAACGCAAAGAAACCACCACCUGUCUUUAGUAUAGCUGAUAAAGUAGCAAGUCUCACAAAAAAUAAACCCGAUGACGAGAGCGAUCAAGAUGAGGAAUCGGAACUCGUUAUCGAAGUGCCAACUGAAGAUGAAGAUAAGGAAAAAGGAAAACUCAUAGUAAUGAACAAAGUAAGAACUGCUGUCUUAGGUGAACAAUCUCACGACAUCUCUUCUUGUAUGGAAGAUAAUGAGACAGUGCCGUCUCACUUGCCAAAGAAAGCGCAAGAAUUGUUUAUGCGAAUACAACAACAGCAACGUGCGGCUCAAGAUAGUUUAAAAAACAUGAACAACGAUGCGGACACACCUAAUACCGAUCAGAUUAUCGAAGAUUGGUAUUCGGAUGACGAGGACGAUGAUGACGAUGACGAAGGUGGUAAUCUUACCAUAGUGGAUAGUACAAAGGACGAAAUUGAGAUUGCCGAGAAGGCUCAGAACGUCGUUAUCAAAGAUAAUUUUCAACCUGCGACAUCCGCGUCUAACGUGCCUCAGCCGGCCGUUAUUGUAGAUAAAUUAGGUGAUCUGAGUAAAAUCGACAUUAGUGCCGAGGUAUCAAAGUUACUUUCCACCCUCAAGGCACAAAGCUCCACGAAUAACAAGUCGCAACAAACACCAAACUCGAAUCAAGACGCGUCGAAGACUAAAUUGGCGCAAGAUAUAAAAAUGGAAAGUGAAACAUCAUCGAGUCCCAGACGGUCACCGGGUCCAAGUUCAGUAACUAUGUCUGUAUCUAGAGAUCCACGAAUGUCUCGGGAUCCCAGGCAACGUCGAGAAGUUGAGCAAAAGCCAAGCAGUCCUAGCAUAUCUUCUGACAUAAAGAGGGAACAGAAACCUCUCAGGCUGGAAACAAGCAUUUAUAGUUCCGGUAUCACCGCGGUGGACGCGAACAUGGACACCGAUCUUCGUACGAGAGCGGAUCAAGAUCUCAGACGACAGGACAUGGACUUCCGACAGCGUUUUCAUUCCAGUGACUUUGGCGAUACGGAUCUGCGCGUCAAGUCCGACGUGGAUCUACGGCAGAUGUUGAGCUUACCAUUUAAACCGGCGCCUGCACAUGUACCAUGCACCGAGAUUGAUGCGAGUAUUGCGUCGCAUCCGCCGAUGGCAUAUAAGGUCUACGUAGUCGAUAUACCCAGACCAGAUUACACCGGUCUCAAGUUAACGAAGAAUGAUGCACAGGUUAAGUAUGAUCCGCGUCUUCGCAAGAUCUUCCGUAUUGCCAAGCCCGAGCAAUUGGCCGACUCACCGAUGUCGCCACCACCGCAAAUCAAGCAGGACACACCGAAAUCGCCACCGCAAUGUGUUCGCUCAGAUCCGCGACGGAAAACUCUUGAGGCAGCGGCUUCCAAUCAACAAUUGUCUUCGCAAAAUGUUCCCAACGCUCCGAUGAUGUCCAAAGGAAUGCAACCAAUGGAGGUAAUGAGUCUCGGUCCUGCUGGCAUGCAGGUGAGACCCGGUAUGCCUGGCGGACCACUACCUGGCGGCAUACCAGGUCCGCCUCAGGGUAUGGUAGGCCCAAUGGGUCCGAAUCAUCCAAUGAACAUAAGUAACAUGGGUCCGAUGAGGCCUAUGAUGAACGCUGGACCGAUGCCGCCGCAGAAUAUGCCGCCCAUGGGCAUGCCACACGGUCCGACAAUGAGUAUGAAUGGACCCGUUCCAAUGCCGCCACAGAGUCAGAUGAAUUUCGAUCCACGUUUCAACGCGCAGCGUAAUAAUGGAGCUGGAUUGUUAGGCCCUGGACCAAAUAACUUUGGCCCAGAAAAUUAUGAAGGAGGCCCGCCUUAUCCCUGUAGUGGUAAUUUUAAUAAUUUUGGAGGACCUAGUGGCGGUGGCGGCGAUCCAUUCGGUCCGAACGGAUCGAACGCACCUAACUUUGGCCCAAUGGGAGGUGAUGAUUGGGGCAGUAGACAACGCGGCGGUCGUAUCCGCCGGAGAAAUCGCAGCAGGACCAAUAUGGUGACCAAUAAUUAAAAGGUGUAUUAAGAAAAUAGACUGUGAGCACCUGAUGAUAAUUCUCACAAGCGAUAGAGAUCAUACGUGUAUAUAUGCCUUCAUGUAACGCAUUUAGAAACAUAUUUUGAAGUCUUUCCAAUUUAUUUUCAUGGUAUCGGUUUAAUAUCAAGACACUUUCUUGCGUAGAUCUACAGAUUUAUUAUUUACAAAUCUAUAAAAAUAUCUAUGUAAAUAUUUAUAAAUAUUCUUACAAAAAAGUAAUCUAUCUAUACAUAUGUAUACAUCUGUCAUUUAUAUAAAAUUAAAUCUGUAGAAUUUACUCAAGAAAAAGAUUUGAUGGUAUAAUACUAAAUGCUUUAAUAAUGAGUAUGAUUGAUAGAUUAGAAACCAUCGAGCAAUAGUUGAUUGUACGUAAUUCUUAAAUUAUAAUAAAUAUAAUGAAAAGUUAUAUCGUAUUUAUAUAUAAUGCUCAUAUACGUGCAAUUUUCUUUUGGAAUACUACAUAAAAGCUAUCAUAUUCCAACACUCAAAACAUACUGGAUUCAUCAAUUUAAUUGACUCUUCGCAUAAUUUCUAAGAACACUAGUUAAAUAUAUAAGAUUAAAAUGUAAGAGAUAUUUAUACAUAGAUAAUAUGUAUCCACUUAUUUUAUAAUAAAUAGAUUCUACUAAGACAUUUACAAUACACGUAAGUCGCGCUGAAAUCAAUCGGAAAUAAAUGCGAGAACAUGUAACAUGUCAGGUAGUUGCAGAGAAACGAUUGAAUCGAUACUUUCGUUGUCUUCCACAAAAAUGACAUGUGAUUGCCUGCGAUCUCCAGAACAUAUGUCCAUAUGAUCAGUAUCCGUGAUUCGUAAAUAAAUAUAUACAUAUACAUACCGUGGAAAUGGAUUAGGGUUCUAAGAAUGAAUUGCAAUAUUUUGUAUAGAGAAAAAUUAAUGUCUAUCAGUUUUGCAAAAUGAUAUGUAAUAAAGUUACUUUUUUUACGCUUAAAAAAAGGAAGAUAUGCAAGUAUAAGUAGGUAACAAUAUCGCUUCGAUUUCCUCUUGAGAAUAUGUGAAGUAUGUUAAAAAGUUAAUACACACUACUUCAUACACCUCCGAUGAAAGUUAAGUCUGUACACACCUUUUUCGAUACUUUUAGGCUGCUUUUCUUUUAGGGAACACAAUCGACACAAACAUCGUUCUAUCUUUUUUUACAUUCAAUGAGUAACAAAGAUAGAACGAUACUUGUGUUAUGUUCUCUAAAAGGAAAGCAGCCUUAGUAUACACACAUUGAGUUGACAUUAUUUUAAAAAAUUCUCCAAUAAUUUUUACCCCAACAUCUCUAAGAGAUAUUUGUAUGGUUGUUUAUUUUCAAACAAUGUAUAUAAAUGUUAUAAUUAGAAUCCUUUUAAUUGUAAAAAAAAGAAAUACGUUGAAUCAUUCGUGUUGAAUCGUGUGUACAGAAGAUUUAUUUGUUAGUUUCUCCAUUGAUUCUUUUUGAUACAGACUUGCAUGUCUGAACUUAUAAUACUCUGCAAAGCAGAAUUUCUAGCAAUACGCAUCUCUUAAGAUAAAUCUAGUAAUAGAUAUAGAGGAUAUUAAGAUUUUCGUUAAAUUAAAUCUUAUUUAAUGUUAAUCUACAUACUUUUAUUAUUAUAUUAUAUUGCUACAUUAUGUUGACAUAUAGAAUGAAAUUACAUUUGUAAAGAGUAAAAUUUACUAUCAUUAUAUAUAGGAAGAUUUUUGUACAGAUAAGAAUUGUUGAUGAAACGUAAGUUUUCAGUUUGGCUCAAUGAUGUAAAUACUGCUGUAUUAAUUCUGUGCACUUUUUAAAAUACAAUUAUAUAUAGUAAA
Molecule: messenger RNA, 7226 nt
Organism: Monomorium pharaonis (pharaoh ant)
Lineage: Eukaryota; Metazoa; Arthropoda; Insecta; Hymenoptera; Formicidae
Gene: su(sable)
Biological process (GO): negative regulation of DNA-templated transcription
Cellular component (GO): nucleus
Molecular function (GO): metal ion binding; RNA binding
Source: RefSeq, a predicted model, not a curated record